This is a messenger RNA of Closterium sp. NIES-65, 798 nucleotides long. Lineage: Eukaryota; Viridiplantae; Streptophyta; Zygnematophyceae; Desmidiales; Closteriaceae. The record is from the annotation of a GenBank genome assembly.
AUGGGGUCGCACACGCUCACGGCACCCGUGCGCGUGUUCUCGUGGACCGCGCGUCUCCUGGAGCUCGUCUUCCUGGCGCUGCUCAUCACCUUCGUCGCCUACCUCUCCAAGGACCAGACCGCCGCGCCGCUCGCCGUGUACGGCGGGCUGUCCGCGUGCUUCAACUGCGACAACGGCUGGAACUGGCACGUGCUACUCAUGGGCAUCGCCUUCGGCAUCGCCAUGACCGAGUCCCUCCUCACCUUCUGCUCCUCCUCUCUCAGGGCGACCGGGUAUGCCAAGUGGGUGCAUCUGGCGUGGCAGACGAUCGCACUCAUUCUGACGGCAGUGGCGAUGGCGGCUAUUAUUGUCGCCAAGGGGACGGAGCACAAGCACAUGUACUCUGUGCAUACCUACUGUGGCGUGCUCACGCUCGCACUCUUUGCUGUCCAGUUUUUUUGGGGGCUGUGUGCGUUUGUGCUCUUCAAAAGCCGCCUGUCGGAAGCCACGCGGUACCAGAUGGGCACCUACCACAUCCUGCUCGGCAAGUUCACCUACUAUGCUGGCAUCGGCACGUGCGUGGUGAGUGUGACACUGCAGGUAGUACCACUGAGCAUUCUGUCACUGCCGCACUGCACUGUGUGGGUGCUGAAGCCACGCGGUAGUACCACUGAGCAUUCUGUCACUGCCGCACUGCACUGUGUGGGUGCUGAAGCCACGCGGUACCAGAUGGGCACGUACCACAUCAUCCUGCUCGGCAAGUUCACCUACUAUGCUGGCAUCGGCACGUGCGUGGUGAGUGUUUCAGCAGUCACCUGA